Messenger RNA from Globicephala melas (long-finned pilot whale), 3550 nucleotides. RefSeq names its product regulator of G protein signaling 9 binding protein (gene RGS9BP). Lineage: Eukaryota; Metazoa; Chordata; Mammalia; Artiodactyla; Delphinidae. The record is from RefSeq and is a predicted model, not a curated record. Gene Ontology annotation, cellular component: neuron projection. Gene Ontology annotation, biological process: detection of light stimulus involved in visual perception; G protein-coupled receptor signaling pathway.
GGGUGCGGAGGGGGAGAUGGGGGACCUACACGUGACCUCCCGCGUGGGGCCCCGCCUAUCCCUGGUCCAGGGGAUGAAAGCGCCCAGCGAGGACGGGAGGGGGUGGGCGGAUCCUAAGAAACCCUACCCGGCCGCCCUUGGCAGCAGCUAAGGCGGAGGGCGCGGCUCCGCGGCCGGCUAGCCCUGGCGACUGCACCGGAGGAGGAUGGCGACCGCAACCUGGGCUUCGCGGGUGGCUACCGUGGAGGCGAGGACUGCGCAGAGAUUCGGCGUGUGACUAGGAGCGCACCUGGGGAGGAUGGACGAGGGGACGGGAAACAGCUAACGGGGCUCUCUCUCCGCGCCGAGUCCGCGGAAGCGCACGUCGUGGAUCCUGAGCGGCUCUGUAGACAGCAGCGGCAGUGGCUAGCUCCUCUCAGGCCAUGAGGAGUGCUCGGGCCGCCUGGCCAGGGGACGCCGUCGGGGCUGGCUGUGUCCUGCUGCGCUGAGGGCGUGAGGCUGAGAGGGGCGCAGGCGGCCGGACUGCGCCGGAGAGCAGCGCCAUGGCGAAGGAGGAGUGCAAGGCACUACUGGACGCGCUCAAUAAGGCGACUGCAUGCUACCACCACCUGGUACUGACCAUCGGCGGCUCCGCGGACUCGCAGAACCUGCGAGAGGAGCUGCAGAAGACGCGCCAGAAGGCGCAAGAGCUGGCGGUGGCCAUCCGCGGCCGACUGACACCUCCGCUGCGCGACCGGGGCCUGGGCGCUGAGGAACGUGCCGAGUUCGAGCGCCUCUGGGUGGCCUUCUCUAGCUGCCUGGACCUGCUGGAAGCGGACAUGCGGCGUGCGCUGACCUUGGGCACCGAGUUCCCGCUGAAUAAGCCGCUGCGGCCGCUCGUGCGUACCGGGGUGGAAGGCGGCGCAGCGAAUGUAGCGGCGCGCGCCUUGAGCGCCCGCAGCCUGCGGCACGAGGCGGAGCGCGGCUUCGACGUGGAAGACCUUCACCAGCUGGAGCGGGAGAUCCUUCAGGUGGGCGAGAUGAUCCACGAUAUGGAGAUGAAGGUCAACGUGCCCCGCUGGACGGUGCAGGCCCGGCAGGCGGCAGGCGCCGAGCUCCUGGCCAGGCCCAGCGCCGGCGUCUCCUCGAUGCGCUGUGUGUCCGUAGAGCAGCGCAUGGGGCCUUGCGACCCGAGCAAGGCCCUGGCCGCCACCAUCUUCAGCGCCGUGCUGCUGGCGGCUGUGGCCUUGGCCGUGUGUGUGGCGAAGCUGAGUUGACCCAUAUGCGAACGACCUCCUCGCUACCCGGAGACACCCCUCGGAGAACAUCUGCAACCGCCAGGACUAGGGAUGAGAGUGGGAUCUGGCAUGUUUAAGGGGAGCGGUUCUAAAACCCUGCGUGUGUACGUGUAUGUUUAUACGCGCGUUUCAAGCACACAUCUGCCUGGGCAGAACAUGGCUUCCUCUUGAUGGCCCGGGAGGAGUUAAUUUUGCGCGGGCCACCGGGUCAUUACCGCUAAUGUAUGCAGGAGCUUUAUCCCCUAUUAAUAGAAAACCAUUCGUAGUGAGCGGAGAUUCCUCCGAGUUAAUACCGCCUGUGCUGCCGGGGCGUGUUUACACUGAGUCUGAGCUUGGUGUCCCCACCCCUGCCGGUGAUUCCCAUUCUCCGAGUGGGGCAGUUUGGAAAGAGGGGUGAGGUGAAAUGAAGUGUGUUUUGGCCUGUGUGUGUGUGUGUUGGGUUUCUUUUCUAGACGAGAAAACAAAUUGCAAUAAGAGGUAAGCAGUUUUUAUUACCUUAAUCCUUUGGGGCCUAAGCUUAGGAGAGUGUGCAAAUAGAAGUUCAUGCAACGUGCUUUCUUUUAGCACACGAUUACACACUUCUGCACACCCUUGCCUAUUGAAAAGGGCUCUGCCCAGUCAGUCUGGAAGGGGUGCAAGCUUUGGGAAGGGCCACUGGCUAUCUAAACAGGCACUUUCUCCUUAGCUGGGGCUUAUUUUUGUUCCAGAACUAGACUAGAGUUUUUAUCCUCCUUUGGGGGAGGGCUGGGGAAUCCUCUUUGGAGCCCUUAAUCCUAUCUAUCCCUUGGAAUUUGCUUGCUGGCCAGUAGGAGAGCUGGCUUUGGAGGGAGCUGCACAGCUCCCUGACCUGGACACUGCCCCCUGAGAGGGUCAAGUGGGGCAUCACUGGGCACAGAGGUCUUGAGCCAAUUAGCCCUGAGACUGGGUUAGAACAUAACAGCUUUAACUUCAAAUUUAAGGAGAUUAAAAAAAAAAUCAUUUGUUAGAAAAAUCCUGUAGCCACAUUGUGUACUGUCAAAGCUGUGUUUUUUUUAUAAAGGACAUUUGGCCACGAAUUCAUACGGGUGCCAAUGAGUCAUACACAGUGUCUUUACUUAUAUACUUAGAUUGCUAAACAUACAUCUCCACCUAUUUUUAAAAUCUAUCUUCUUAAGGUAGGAGAUCAUAGCAUAAACUACUGGAACCGCAGAUGUAGAUGACAGAAGUUAGGUGGCCCUAGCCUCUUUGUGGCAGUAAAUAAGGAAAUGUGGUAAACACCUUAGGUCCCAGGCUAGAAUUUGCCUGAGCACUGCCUGAAUUUGCCUGAGCACUGAGCUCCCACCUGUGGAUCAGAGAGAGCCUUGUUGGGGAAGUAAGGCUGAGAAAACAGAUGCGUUUAACUCUGAAGGUAGUUUGGAAUAAAACCCAGAGAUUGGUUUGGCUGAAAAGUGACACGGAUUUUUUUUUUUCUCUUUUUUUUUCACCCCAGAAGUGAGAAAGGGGACUAGGAGGAGGGAAUCGGCAAGUUUUCACAAGGGCAGUUUGGAGGGUCAAGGGUCAGAAGCAAAUAGCAGCAGUAGUGCUGUCUGGGCACCCAGUCCGACGGGCCACCCUCUCCCAGCCUUGAUCACCCACUCCCACUCCCACUCCUCCUGAGCACACAGAUUCCAGUACUGUAGAUAGUGAAAGCAGAGGAUCUGUUUGUGUGUUUCUGUGAUAAUGGUUUUAAAAGACCCAGAAGUCUUAAGCCGAUUAAGAGUUCUAUAACAAUAACUAAUAAAAGGAACUCCUUCUGCUUCAUCCGAUCUGGGUGACUGAAUUGGGCCAUGUCAAAUUCUUUUUACACCUGCCUUCCCAGGGUACCUUCAGAAAUGACACAGAAAGUUUCCUAACUCCCCUCUUCCUCAUCCCACAUGCAACACAACACAGAAUCUCUGUCACCUUCCCCAAAGUCUCAUUUCUUUCAGGUAAGGGGAGGCUGGGGGGACUUCCCUGGUGGCUCAGUGGAUAAGAAUCCACCUGCAUUGCAGGGGACACGGGUUUGAUCCCUGGUGCAGGAAGAUCCCAUGUGCUGUGGAGCAACUAAGCCCGUGUACCAUAACUAGUGAGCCUGUGCUCUAGAGCCUGUGGACCACAACUACUGAGCCCGAGUGCUGCAACUACUGAAGCCCUCGCGCCUAGAGCCUGUGCUCCGCAACAAGAGUAGCCACCACAAUGAGAAGCCCGCGCACCACAACGAAGACCCAAUGCAACCAAAAAUAAAUAAAAUUAAAUCUUUAAAAAAAAAAAAAAAA